AAGCGGGUGGGGGGCGGAAAUAGAUGCGAGUGGGACUUCCGGGCGCCGCCAUUUUGCCGGCGAAGGGCACGGAGCGACAGGGCGCCGGGUGAGGACAAGAAACCAUGGCAGGACACGAUGCGGGAAGUCAACACCAGUUCACUGGCUUUCAGAAAUACUUCAAUUCCUACACCCUGACAGGCAGGAGGAAUUAUGUAAUAGCCACGUAUAGCACCAUUGCAGCAAUUAUCCUGUUCUUCAAGCUAAGGUCUAAAAAAAAGGCUCCAGCUGUAACAGAGAAAUAGAGCGGUUGGCAUACCUAAAGCUCCCAUCUCAUGGUGUUUCAAUGGAAGCGAGAGUGGAUGCCCUCUUAUGUACAGUUUAAUAAACCAUGAAUAGUGA
Alligator mississippiensis (American alligator) is the source of this 381-nucleotide messenger RNA. It is a transcript of the gene ATP5MK, whose product is annotated as ATP synthase membrane subunit k. The transcript has 4 exons. Lineage: Eukaryota; Metazoa; Chordata; Crocodylia; Alligatoridae. The record is from RefSeq and is a predicted model, not a curated record. Bases 105 to 284 code for a protein of 59 amino acids.